Saccostrea echinata is the source of this 2887-nucleotide messenger RNA. RefSeq names its product peroxidase-like protein. Gene Ontology annotation, biological process: response to oxidative stress. Gene Ontology annotation, molecular function: peroxidase activity; heme binding. The coding region runs from base 1 to 2634 and encodes 877 amino acids. The record is from RefSeq and is a predicted model, not a curated record. NCBI's taxonomy places the organism in Eukaryota, Metazoa, Mollusca, Bivalvia, Ostreida, Ostreidae. The transcript has 14 exons.
AUGACGACCAAUGACACAGGUCAAGCCGUAACUACCAUUGAGAUGUUACCUCUUAAUAGCAAGAUAUGUGAAUUAGACGCAGUUAUGGCUUCGGUUAUGCGGAUGAGUGCACCUUUUAUAAUCAUCUGCCUUCUCCUAGCAAUUAGCUCUUCAGAUAGCCAGAGUAAUGUGGGAACAAGGCGUGGUGACUUACAAGUCUUGACUACUGAUGUGCUCUAUAGAGUUGGGAUGGACUUUGGAAUGGAAGGGAUGCCGAAGAGGGAAACGAGACCAGGAAUAAUGAGAGGAGUGAGACUGCAGACAAUGCCAGGCGUGAUAUCAAACAUAAUGUUAGAAACAAUGUCGGACCUUGGCACACCUGAAACAGUUCCUAUAGAAACACAGAAUACUGGGAGUGGCCAGUAUAUUAUGGAGAGAGAUACUCCAAUUAAAUUUCAUUAUAGUUUUUCCCGCCAAAAUGAUGGCCAAAUGGUGAAUAUGCUCAGUGACCGCGCCCAUGUGUUGGGCUCAGUGAAUAAAAAAUCAGCAGAAAUGAUGAACGCACAGAGCUCCAAAGAUGUCCGAGAAAUUUUGAAUGAUCCCUCAUAUCAAGCGAUAAUGCGGGAAGAGUUUUCUCCAUACUGCUAUCAGCUGCCACGUUGUGACCCAAACAAAAAGUACCGCUCAGCCUGCGGUGCCUGUAACAACUUCAGAAAUCCCUUAUAUGGAAAAGCUUUCACACCCUUUCGUCGAAUUGUACCGUCAAAGUAUGAAGAUGGUAUUGAAGCACCAAGAACCAGAAGUGUACUGGGAGGUAGCUUACCAAGUGCUCGUGACGUCAGCAACGUCAUCCAUGAGGAGCCUCCAAUUAAUGUUGAUCCCGUCAUUACGCCGUUUGUCUAUUCUUUUGGACAGUUUCUUGAUCAUGAUUUCACAAGCACACCUUUAAUGGAAGAUGAAAAUGGAUAUUUGAUCGAAGACUGCUGCCUAAACCCAGAAAGAUUUGAGUGCUUCAACAUUCCCGUGUCAGUAAGAGAUCCGUACUUUACCGACCCUACAAGAAAGUGUAUUCAUUUCGUGCGAUCGGACAUUGCACCCCCGCUUGAUUGUUCAUCAGGAAUUCGUCAACAACAAAACCAAAGAACGGCUUUUAUAGAUGGUACAAUGAUAUAUGGCUUCAACGGAGCGAAAGAAGAUUCGUUACGGGUUUUUGAAUUGGGGUUUCUGAAGGUGAGUGAGGCUUUCCCAAAGAUCAGUGGAGUGCUGCCAGAAGGUGAGGAAUUUAGCUGUAACAUACAUAAGGAGGACAGGCAAUCACGGGAAAUACAGCACUGUUUCGACUCAGGUGACCACAGACAUACAGAAAAUCCUCUGCUCACGGUUUUACAAACCGCCUUCCUCCGCCGUCAUAAUCUCAUAGCGACCUUACUCAGGAAGAAUUUCGGUGUUACGGAUGACGAGCUCUUGUUCCAAGAGGCCAAACGAAUGGUAAUUGCUGAGUUACAGCACAUUACCUACAACGAAUUCCUUCCUAUUGUGUUGAAUAAGAGGUUGAUGAAAAUGUACAAUCUGAAGUCUAAGACAGGCCACGACCGUGUGUAUAACGCUUCUUCAGACCCGCGCAUCAUCAAUGCAUUUGCAACUGCUGUGUUCAGAUUUGGUCAUUCUUUGGUUAGGCAGGUAGUUGGAUCAGACAAUGGAGCAUUUGUUGAUUUAUAUCAACUGAAUAAACAUUUUGAGCGACCUCGCUUGACAUUGAGUGGAAGAGGCUAUGGACAUGAGUAUCUGACAAGCUGGAAAGCAAGAACAGGGGCGGCACAGCCAGAUGGUUUCCUCGUAGACGCCUUGCGUAAUAAAUUAUUCGAAGCAGAGUCAUCUUCACUUGUUGGAGCUACACCAAGCUUUGACCUCGCUGCUUUAAAUAUUCAAAGAGGAAGGGAUCAUGGAUUGCCUGGAUACAAUGUGUAUAGAGAAUGGUGUGGACUUCCUCGAGCUCGCCAUUUUGGAACUUGGAAAUUAGGACUUGUAGAUCAUGAUGAAAGAACAGCAGCAAAACUUCGUGCUGUGUACAGGCACCCAGACGACAUUGAUCUUUUUUCUGGCGGAUUGUCUGAGAGACGCCUCCGCGGUGCGUUAAUCGGUCCUACCUUUGCCUGUAUCCUAGCUUACCAGUUCCAACAACUCAAGGUCGGAGACAGAUACUGGUAUGAGAAUCCACACCCAAUCUAUGGAUUUUCAUCAGAACAAUUAAAAGAGUUAAAAAAAGUAAGUCUUGCGAAGGUCAUUUGUUCCACGGCGGAGGAGGGCAAAAUUAUGGACAUCCAGCGGAAUCUUAUGAUACGUACAAGCAGGCGGAACCCCCGGAUGACCUGUAACCAAGUGUUAGGAGAGGGGCAGGAGCUGGGGUACCGUAUAAACGUGUUUGGAACAAACUUUCUUGGUCAUAGGGAACCGGCAAUAAGAAAUAUACAGAGACCUGUGCGCAUAUUAAGGCGGAUCUAUUCAUAUAACCCCACACUGCAGCAUCUUCUCAGAAACAGACCCCACAAUGAAAACAUUGCCAGAGAGGUUGUUCUUCCCACGAGGAGCGGGCAUAGGAGGCGUAUUGCGGUCAGCACACGGAGACCUCUCCAGUUUGAUACCCAUGUAGCGUGACUUCGAUACCCAGGAUAACAGAAUUAAUAUGUACCUUGUGCUAUUUAAGUAUAUGCGAUUAUGAAGGAGUACAUGUAAAUGUGGUAUUUUAUUUAAAGACACUGGACAGGCGGUAACAUGACUAGGUUCCAUUAACUAAAUUCUCGUUUUCUUUUACUGACGACCCGCACUCCUGACCUACCCAUUCAACUAUAUAGACGUUUUAUCAUUCUUCUGGUAUACAGAUAUUAAUAAUAUUUGUAUUGUGCUCGUG